AGUUCAAAUUUGUAUUAACGAAAUUUCGCAUGUAGAUUUUUGCUUCAAUAUAAUUUAAUCCGUAUUCUGAAAAGAAAUAUGUUGUCAAAUCUGAUUGAAAACAGCGAAUUUGAUAUGUUCCAUCAUAGUAUAUCGGUAAUAAAUCAUGGUAGAACAUUGAAAUUCGUCUAUUUCGGAUUAAAUCAAUUUUCUCAUUGAAAACUAUCUUUCUAAUUGCAUUCGUGUUUAUACGCAAAAAAAUUCACUUGUACCGCAAGUUGUAUCUAAUUUUUCCGAUGCCUUAUUUUGUAAUAACAGCAUCAUAUAUAUUAUCUUUUUCUCAUAACAAGAGGUAAUCUGCAAUAUAUAUUGCUAUCUGUCAUGAAUGGGAUAAAUUAAUUGUCCUUUACGUAAAGUACCUGUGUACUUAAACAUAGCUGUUAAUGAAUUUGGAGUGCUAAGUCAAUAAAAAAGAACAGCUCUUGUCAUAGGCACGUUAUCAUCUUUGAAGGGUAUGUAACACAUAUAUGGCAGAUAUGGGUUUACUACCAAUUCAAAUGGAGACUGCAUCGGAUGAUUUCGAAGAUCUACCUGAUUUUAAAAAUUUUUCUUUCGACCCUGAAGACCAAUCUGGAACACCGUUUAUAAACGAAAUAUGGACUGUAAAACCUUUAAAAAGGAUUUUAUUAGAUAUAGCAGUUAUUUUACCAGUGGUAUUAAUAGGAUUAGCUGGAAAUUUCUUGCUAAUAUUCACGCUGAUCACCAAUAAACAUUUACAAACACCAACCAACUUGAUGAUAGGAAAUAUGGCAUUAGCAGAUAUGCUCUCCCUACUUAUACACCCUUGGGUUUACAUCAUUACUUAUGAUAUAUUUCAAAACUACGUUUUGGGCGAAUUUGUUUGUAAGACAGAGGCGGCUCUAGAAUCUGCAAUUCUGAUUUCCAGCGUGAUAAGCCUAUCGGUAAUUAGCUAUGACAGGUUGACGUCGAUAGCGGUGAAUUCAACGGCUCUGGACAUAAGACGGACCAAGAUAUGCAUGGUGUUGACGUGGGUGACGGGCUUUAUACUUUCUUCCCCGCAGGUCUUCCUCAGAAAGUAUAAGGAGAGGCAAUGGAAGGACUUCUUGGAAACAAUGUGCGGGGAGAAUCCUAUAAUUAUUAAAAUAUAUUGGCCUACCAUAAUAACAGUUUUGGUGUGGAUACCCCUGUCCAUUAUGAUCGUUUGUUACAUAUCGAUUUUUGCUAAACUGAGACGUUUCGAAAAAGUUGUACUGAGGAAGGCUUUGAACCACCAGAAAAAGGCAAGCUACAAGAAGAAAGCUGCAAGAAUGAUGUUCAUUGUUAUCCUGACGUUCACAAUUUGCAGAUUGCCUUUCACUGCUCUAAUUUUCUGGAGAUAUUCCAGAUUUAUGGGAAAAUCGGCUCAAAACAUAAACGAUAUGCAUGGAGGCAGUUUAUUGUUCUGGUUCACCUCGAAAUAUCUAAUUUUCGUAAAUGCUGCAGUAAAUCCAAUCAUCUAUGGAAUAACCAACGAGAAACUACGACGUGCUUUCAGAAAAUCAAAACUAUCGAAAUGGCUGUUUUGCGACAAGAAAGUUGUUACAGAUUUGCCCAAGAACGAGCAGAUUACAACGGAGAGAAUUUUUUUCAUCUUCAAGAAGAAGCUGUGGUCGAAGGGCGAUAACGCGACAGAUAUGAAAAAGCCAAAAAAUGAAGAAAAUAUUCUGAAAUAAAAAGUUUUCAAACGAAUUGUCAUUAUUAUUUGAAACUAAUAAGCUAUCAUUUGUUGCAACGCACCUCAGAGUAAUAAACAUAGACAGAGGGAGCAUA
This is a messenger RNA of Harmonia axyridis, 1809 nucleotides long. Its product is annotated as orexin receptor type 2-like. The record is from RefSeq and is a predicted model, not a curated record. Gene Ontology annotation, biological process: G protein-coupled receptor signaling pathway. Lineage: Eukaryota; Metazoa; Arthropoda; Insecta; Coleoptera; Coccinellidae. The transcript has 6 exons. Gene Ontology annotation, molecular function: G protein-coupled receptor activity. Bases 507 to 1712 code for a protein of 401 amino acids. Gene Ontology annotation, cellular component: membrane.